Chlorocebus sabaeus (green monkey) is the source of this 4021-nucleotide messenger RNA. It is a transcript of the gene DDR1, whose product is annotated as discoidin domain receptor tyrosine kinase 1. NCBI's taxonomy places the organism in Eukaryota, Metazoa, Chordata, Mammalia, Primates, Cercopithecidae. The record is from RefSeq and is a predicted model, not a curated record. Gene Ontology annotation, biological process: positive regulation of kinase activity; protein phosphorylation; positive regulation of phosphatidylinositol 3-kinase/protein kinase B signal transduction. Gene Ontology annotation, molecular function: protein tyrosine kinase collagen receptor activity; collagen binding; ATP binding. Gene Ontology annotation, cellular component: signaling receptor complex; plasma membrane.
UUGGUCGUCCAGCUCUUCUAAGCCUCCCUGCCCGCCUCCCCGUUGCUCUGGGUUACCAUCUGAAAACCGGGGGCGGGCGCUGGGGGGAGGUGAAGCCCUGACCUCCCAGAAAGAGCUUUGAGCCUCCAGCAUGGAGGGAAGUCCCCCUUCACUCAGUGUGGAGGUACUGAGCCCCGGGAGGAGAUGCUCCUGCGCAGCCCCACUGAGUCAGCUCAUCACCGCCUGGAGAGCACGGCCUGCCCUCCACCUGGCCAGUCCCUGCGGCCAUCUACUGACUGCUAAGCCUUCGCUCAGCCAACACCCAGUUGGUCAGCCUGGUCACAGUCCAGCAAAAAGAGGGACUGACACUAUAACCCACCAGUGACACCACUCUUCCCGGCUGGAUGAGAUGCUGCCCCCACCCCCUUAGGCCCGAGGGAUCAGGAGCUAUGGGGCCAGGGGCCCUCUCGUCUUUACUGCUGCUGCUCUUGGUGGCAAGUGGAGAUGCUGACAUGAAGGGACAUUUUGAUCCUGCCAAGUGCCGCUAUGCCCUGGGCAUGCAGGACCGGACCAUCCCAGACAGUGACAUCUCUGCUUCCAGCUCCUGGUCAGACUCCACUGCCGCCCGCCACAGCAGGUUGGAGAGCAGUGACGGGGAUGGGGCCUGGUGCCCCGCAGGGUCCGUGUUUCCCAAGGAGGAGGAGUACUUGCAGGUGGAUCUACAACGGCUGCACCUGGUGGCUCUGGUGGGCACCCAGGGACGGCAUGCUGGGGGCCUGGGCAAGGAGUUCUCCCGGAGCUACCGGCUGCGUUACUCCCGGGACGGUCGCCGCUGGAUGGACUGGAAGGACCGCUGGGGUCAGGAGGUGAUCUCAGGCAAUGAGGACCCUGAGGGAGUAGUGCUGAAGGACCUUGGGCCCCCCAUGGUUGCCCGACUGGUUCGCUUCUACCCCCGGGCUGACCGGGUCAUGAGCGUCUGUCUGCGGGUGGAGCUCUAUGGCUGCCUCUGGAGGGAUGGACUCCUGUCUUACACCGCCCCUGUGGGGCAGACAAUGUACUUAUCUGAGGCUGUGUACCUCAACGACUCCACCUAUGAUGGACAUACCAUGGGCGGAUUGCAGUAUGGGGGUCUGGGCCAGCUGGCAGAUGGCGUGGUGGGGCUGGAUGACUUUAGGAAGAGUCAGGAGCUACGGGUCUGGCCAGGCUAUGACUAUGUGGGAUGGAGCAACCACAGCUUCUCCAGUGGCUACGUGGAGAUGGAGUUUGAGUUUGACCGGCUGAGGGCCUUCCAGGCCAUGCAGGUCCACUGUAACAACAUGCACACGCUGGGAGCCCGUCUGCCUGGCGGGGUGGAAUGUCGCUUCCGGCGUGGCCCUGCCAUGGCCUGGGAGGGGGAGCCUAUGCGCCACAACCUGGGGGGCAACCUGGGGGACCCCAGAGCCCGGGCUGUCUCAGUGCCCCUUGGUGGCCGUGUGGCUCGCUUUCUGCAGUGCCGCUUCCUCUUUGCGGGGCCCUGGUUACUCUUCAGCGAAAUCUCCUUCAUCUCUGAUGUGGUGAACAAUUCCUCUCCGGCACUGGGAGGCACCUUCCCACCAGCCCCCUGGUGGCCGCCUGGCCCACCUCCCACCAACUUCAGCAGCUUGGAGCUGGAGCCCAGGGGCCAGCAGCCCGUGGCCAAGGCUGAGGGGAGCCCGACCGCAAUCCUCAUCGGCUGCCUGGUGGCCAUCAUCCUGCUCCUGCUGCUCAUCAUUGCCCUCAUGCUCUGGCGGCUGCACUGGCGCAGGCUCCUCAGCAAGGCUGAACGGAGGGUGUUGGAAGAGGAGCUGACGGUUCACCUCUCUGUUCCUGGGGACACUAUCCUCAUCAACAACCGCCCAGGUCCUAGAGAGCCACCCCCCUACCAGGAGCCCCGGCCUCGUGGGAAUCCGCCCCACUCCGCUCCCUGUGUCCCCAAUGGCUCUGCGUUGCUGCUCUCCAAUCCAGCCUACCGCCUCCUUCUGGCCACUUACGCCCGUCCCCCUCGAGGCCCGGGCCCCCCCACACCCACCUGGGCCAAACCCACCAACACCCAGGCCUACAGUGGGGACUAUAUGGAGCCUGAGAAGCCAGGCGCCCCGCUUCUGCCCCCACCUCCCCAGAACAGCGUCCCCCAUUAUGCCGAGGCUGACAUUGUUACCCUGCAGGGCGUCACCGGGGGCAACACCUAUGCUGUGCCUGCACUGCCCCCAGGGGCAGUCGGGGAUGGGCCCCCCAGAGUGGAUUUCCCUCGAUCGAGGCUCCGCUUCAAAGAGAAGCUUGGCGAGGGCCAGUUUGGGGAGGUGCACCUGUGUGAGGUCGACAGCCCUCAAGAUCUGGUCAGUCUUGACUGCCCCCUUAAUAUGCGUAAGGGACACCCCUUGCUGGUAGCUGUCAAGAUCUUACGGCCAGAUGCCACCAAGAAUGCCAGGAAUGAUUUCCUGAAAGAGGUGAAGAUCAUGUCGAGGCUCAAGGACCCAAACAUCAUCCGGCUGCUGGGCGUGUGUGUGCAGGACGACCCCCUCUGCAUGAUUACUGACUACAUGGAGAACGGCGACCUCAACCAGUUCCUCAGCGCCCACCAGCUGGAGGACAAGGCAGCUGAGGGGGCCCCUGGGGAUGGGCAGGCUGCACAGGGGCCCACCAUCAGCUACCCAAUGCUGUUGCAUGUGGCAGCCCAGAUCGCCUCCGGCAUGCGCUAUCUGGCCACACUCAACUUUGUACAUCGCGACCUGGCCACGCGGAACUGCCUAGUUGGGGAAAAUUUCACCAUCAAAAUCGCAGACUUUGGCAUGAGCCGGAACCUCUAUGCUGGGGACUAUUACCGUGUGCAGGGCCGGGCAGUGCUGCCCAUCCGCUGGAUGGCCUGGGAGUGCAUCCUCAUGGGGAAGUUCACGACUGCGAGUGAUGUGUGGGCCUUUGGCGUGACCCUGUGGGAGGUGCUGAUGCUCUGCAGGGCCCAGCCCUUUGGGCAGCUCACCGACGAGCAGGUCAUCGAGAACGCGGGGGAGUUCUUCCGGGACCAGGGCCGGCAGGUGUACCUGUCCCGGCCGCCUGCCUGCCCGCAGGGCCUAUAUGAGCUGAUGCUUCGGUGCUGGAGCCGGGAGUCUGAGCAGCGACCACCCUUUUCCCAGCUGCAUCGGUUCCUGGCAGAGGAUGCACUCAACACGGUGUGAAUCACACAUCCAGCUGCCCCUCCCUCAGGGAGCGAUCCAGGGGAAGCCAGUGACACUAAAACAAGAGGACCCAAUGGCACCUCUGCCCUUCCCCUCCCGACAGCCCAUCACCUCUAAUAGAGGCAGUGAGACUGCAGGUGGGCUGGGCCCACCUAGGGAGCUGAUGCCCCUUCUCCCCUUCCUGGACACGCUCUCAUGUCCCCUUCCUGUUCUUCCUUCCCAGAAGCCCCUGUCACCCACCCAGCUGGCCCUGUGGAUGGGAUCCUCUCCAAACUCCUCUAGCCCUCCCUUGGGGAAGGGUGGGGGGAAAUAUAGGAUAGACACUGGACAUGGCCCAUUGGAGCACCUGGGCCCCACUGGACAACACUGAUUCCUGGAGAGGUGGCUGCGCCCCCAGCUUCUCUCUCCCUGUCACACACUGGACCCCACUGGCUGAGAAUCUGGGGGUGAAGAGGACAAGAAGGAGAGGAAAAUGUUCCCUUAUGCCUGCUCCGGGACUUGUUCUCAGCUUGGGCUUCUUCCACCUCCAUCACCUGAAACACUGGACCUGGGGGUAGCCCCGCCCCAGCCCUCAGUCACCCCCACUUCAAGACGUAGCUAGAACUUCUCUAAGCCUGUACGUUUCUGUGGAGUAAAUAUUGGGAUUAGUGGGAAAGAGGGAGCAACAGCCCGUAGCCUUGGGGUUGGACAUCUCUAGUGUAGCUGCCACAUUGAUUUUUCUAUAAUCACUUGGGGUUUGUACAUUUUUGCGGGGAGAGACACAGAUUUUUACACUAAUAUAUGGACCUAGCUUGAGGCAAUUUUAAUCCCCUGCACUAGGCAGGUAAUAAUAAAGGUUGAGUUUUCCACAA